Messenger RNA from Syngnathoides biaculeatus (alligator pipefish), 2034 nucleotides. RefSeq names its product WD repeat domain 76 (gene wdr76). Gene Ontology annotation, molecular function: DNA binding; protein binding. Gene Ontology annotation, biological process: regulation of DNA damage checkpoint. Lineage: Eukaryota; Metazoa; Chordata; Actinopteri; Syngnathiformes; Syngnathidae. The transcript has 16 exons. Bases 170 to 1828 code for a protein of 552 amino acids. Gene Ontology annotation, cellular component: nucleus. The record is from RefSeq and is a predicted model, not a curated record.
GAGUGUGAAAUGUAAUAAGGGGAGGGGGCACCGGGAAUUUGUUACGAAAGGUAAAACGCGCCAGGUUCGGCUUCUAUCCCGAAAGAGAGCUUCGAACAGAGGAAUUUGGAGCACACACGCCCGUAUAUUUGUCCAGUUUCUUCUGUCAAGUGCCUACACGAAAACCACCAUGGCGACGAGACGUUCAAAGCGCCACGCUGCCGAGAAGGACAUGACACCGGUCCAGAUGGAAGGAGCCCUCAAAAUAUCUCAAAUGGUACCCAAGCGCCUUCAGUACUCCCCUCCUCUCGCUGCACCACAACACUGGGGGAAGUCAAGUGGGUUGGUCUCCAUCUUAUGGACAACCCUAACAAGGCGCAAGAAGCACGACAUAGAAAACAUCCAACAUGAAGAAGAGGAGUCUUUAUCACAUGCUGAAAUCUCUGAUGCAGAGGAUCCAAAUGUUCACGGACUCUCGGCGUACGAGCUGGAACGGCUGGAGAACAUCAGGAAGAAUCAAGCCUUCCUCUCCUCUAUCAAUCUACUUCAGGCGUCAAAAGACUUAAAGCAGUCUUCAGCAAAGCGGCAGCCGUCGCAGCGAGGUCUGACAAGGUCAAUAGUGGUAAAAGAAGUCCUCCCAUCUCGAAAGUCGCUGCGUCUCCAAAACAAAGAAGCACAGGUCCUCAUACUUCCCCCCGAACCACAUAAAACGGAUGUCGUAGAAAAGCCCAAGAAGCCUGCAGGCCCGCUGCCUUUGGAGCCAGUCAACAUGGCCGAAGGAAGCAAGAUACCGCCUCAAUUUUUCCAACUCUGCAUGGAGGGGUCUUCAAAAGAAAGACGAGUGGAACUGGAUUUGAAGGAGUACUGCACUUCGCUGAAGAAUAUGACGAUAAGUGAAGACCGUGUGGCCAAAGUUGUGAAAGGGCGCAUUUUCUCCGCAGCCUUCCACCCGGCCCCCGCUCGCCUCCUCAUGGCUGCUGGAGACAAGUAUGGGAAUGUGGGCCUCUGGAGUGUGGAUGACGACUGGGGCGACGAUGGCGUUCUCAUGUUUGAGCCCCACUCUCGCCCGGUGCCCUGCUUAGCCUUUUCCAGGACGGACCCCGCUCAGUUGCUGAGUCUCAGCUACGACGGAUCCCUGCGCUGCAUCGAUGUGGAGAAGGGUGCAUUUGAUGAUGUUUACAACAUUGAAGAGGGCCUGAAAACCUUUGACUUCCUGUCACAUGACUGUUCGACACUAGUGGUGGGGGACUGCUAUGGAAACAUCGCAAUCGUAGACCGGCGGACUCCAGGAACUUCACACGUGUCCCUCCACUCGCUGGACCCCAAGAUUGUGCGCUGUGUCGGCGUUCACCCUCUCCAACAACAAUACUUUGCCGUGGCCGAGAGCAGGGAGGUGAGCAUUUACGACGUGCGGUGUCUGAAGUCCAACAGCCGACCCGUUUCCCGGCUGCAAGGGCACUCUUUAUCUGUAUCCAGCUGUUACUUCUCCCCGUGCACUGGCAACAGAGUGGUCACUACGUGCAUGGACAACUAUAUAAGGUUCUUUGACACGUCGACCGUGGGGACUGAAGCGCCCCUGCUGACAUCCAUUAGUCACGACAUGAGGACCGGCCGCUGGCUGUCCAAAUUUUCCGCCGUGUGGGACCCCAAAAAGGAGGACUGCAUUUCAAUAGGCAGCAUGUCGAGGCCACGCAACGUGCAAGUGUUCCACGAGAGCGGCCGGAGGCUGCACACGUUCACAGACGACGAGCGCCUCACCACCGUACUGUCCGUCACGGCCUUCCACCCCGCCCGAAACGCCAUUCUGGGUGGUAACGCUUCCGGACGCCUGCACGUCUUCUCAGACUGAACCUCUUCGCGUUGCGUGCAAUCACAAUGGUGGGAAGUCGUUCAAGGAUAAAUAAUUUGAUGUUAAGAAUAUUAAGAUAAACCUAAUACUUUUUUUGUUACAUUUUUAACAGGGUCAAGAAAUAUUUAUGUUUGCUGCGUUGCAUUUGCAUGUUUCUAAGUCUUUCCUUUUGAAAGUGGUCAAAUAAAUGUUGGGAGUAAAAUGUU